GCGGGUAGGGGGUCCCGUAGUUGAGCAAGCCCCCGCCCCCACCCACUAGAGGCGGGCCUGGGUGAGUGGGUCUCGGCGAACACGUGCCCUCCGCGAUUUGUCUAUGAGGGUAAUGCUGCUGCCUCAUCCACUGCGUUGCAGUGAGCUAGAGACCUGCUAGUGUGAGAGGCUUCAGGUCCAUGGUGCUACUGGCUCUAGGGCCCAAAGCUUGGCCCAGGCUCUCUCAGUUCAAACCUCGAGUCCUUCUCGGGAUCCCAGGAAGUGGAACUCUGUAUGUAAAGUCCCGACACUUGUCAGGGCAGGGCCAGCCCCAAGGCCCUGGGCUAAGAACGAGGCUGCUGAUCACUGCCCUGUUUGGGGCUGGGCUGGGCUGGGCCUGGCUGGCAGCAAGAGCUGAGAAGGAGCAGUGGCGCCAGCAGCAGCGGACAGAGGCCCUGCGCCAGGCUGCUGUGGGUCAGGGCGACUUCAGCCUACUGGACCACAAAGGCCAGCCCCGAUGCAAAGCUGACUUCCGAGGCCAGUGGGUGCUGAUGUACUUUGGCUUCACUCACUGCCCUGACAUCUGCCCCGAGGAGCUGGAAAAGCUGGUUAAGGUGGUACAGAAGCUGGAGACAGAGCCUGACCUGCCUCUGGUACAGCCUGUCUUCAUCUCCGUGGACCCAGAGCGGGAUGACAUAGCAGCCAUGGCCCGGUACGUGCAGGACUUCCACCCGAGACUGCUGGGUCUGACUGGCUCUAAAGAACAAGUGGCCCAGGCUAGUCGCAACUACCGUGUAUACUACAGCGCUGGUCCCAAGGAUGAGGACCAGGACUAUAUUGUGGACCACUCCAUCGCCAUUUACUUGCUCAACCCAGACGGUCUCUUCACAGACUACUAUGGUCGGAGCAGGUCAGCAGAGCAGAUUGUAGAGAGUGUACGUCGGCACAUAGCUGCCUUCCGUAGCAUCCUGCCCUGAACAUUGCUACCUAGGCCCUGUCAAUAAAUGAAUGUACUUCAUCUA
Molecule: messenger RNA, 1001 nt
Organism: Onychomys torridus (southern grasshopper mouse)
Lineage: Eukaryota; Metazoa; Chordata; Mammalia; Rodentia; Cricetidae
Gene: Sco2
Product: protein SCO2 homolog, mitochondrial
Exons: 2
Coding region: 180-956 (258 amino acids)
Biological process (GO): mitochondrial respiratory chain complex IV assembly; intracellular copper ion homeostasis
Cellular component (GO): mitochondrial inner membrane
Molecular function (GO): copper ion binding; copper chaperone activity
Source: RefSeq, a predicted model, not a curated record